GCUGCUGCACACAGCGUUAUAUAUCUCGCCUCAUCUGGUCCCCUUGACUGUCUCCUUCACAGCGGGCUCGCAGGCAGACACAGCUGACUUUCACCAGAGCUGGUCGCUGUCCUUGCAGUACGAGGGUAAACAGGAGACCUUGCAAUGAUCUCGCUGGACUUCAAUUUCAAUAUUUUAACUAGGGACCUAUCACAUUAUCUGGAAAAUCAAGUGAAAGUUGGGCUUUUCGGAUCGGGGGUAGGACUGUCUCUGGUUCUGGGCUUUAGCGCAGCGUACACCUGCUAUUAUUUGCUCUCGGUAGCAAAGAAGCCACAACUCAUCUCUGGGGGCAAAAAGUUCUACCACUUUCUGAGGGAGCAAUGUCCGGUAGUGUCAGAGACCUAUUACCCCACCUUUUGGUGCUGGGAAAGCCGCAUCCAGACUUUACUGAGACCGUUUGUCACGGCCAAACCGGGGGUUGUCUACAGAAAUGAGCUUAUUAAGGCAGCAGAUGGAGGACAGAUCUCUUUGGAUUGGUUUGAUAACGAUGACAGCCUCUCUCAUCCCGACCCUGCCACCAGGCCCACGGUCCUCCUUCUCCCCGGGCUGACCGGCACCAGCCGAGAGUCCUACAUCCUGCACAUGGUCCAGCAGAGCCGGGAUCUGGGCUAUAGAUGCGUGGUAUUCAACAACAGAGGGGUUUCCGGUGAGACACUGCUGACGCCGAGGACAUACUGUGCAGCCAACACCGAGGAUCUAGAGACUGUUAUUGAGCACAUCCAGAGGACGAAUGAAGCUGCUCCGAUCAUGGCUGCUGGAGUAUCUAUGGGCGGGAUGAUGCUGGCCAACUACUUGGGGCGCAAAGGCCGGAAGACCUGUCUGAAAGGGGUGGUAGUCUUCUCAGCAGGCUGGGAUGUAUUUGAGUGCACCGCUUCACUAGAAAAACCCCUGGACCGCUUCCUCUUCAACUCUUACCUCACCAGCUGCCUACAAGCCUCUGUGGACAGACACAGACCAGUUCUUGAAAAGUGUUACGACAUCGAUCAUGUCAUGAAGGCAAAGACCAUCCGAGAGUUUGACGAGAGGUUCACCUCCAUUAUGUUUGGUUAUUCCACCAAUGAUGACUACUACCUUGAUGCCAGUCCCGUCCACAGGCUGAAAUCUGUGCAGGUGCCAAUGCUGUGUCUGAAUGCUGCUGAUGAUGUCUUUUCACCGUCGCAUGCCAUUCCAGUGGAAGCCGUGAAGCAGAAUCCUAACCUGGCCCUGCUCAUUACCUGUCAUGGCGGCCAUAUCGGUUUCCUCGAGGGCGUGUGGCCUCGACGGAGCACUUACAUGGACCGAGUCUUCAAGCAGUUUGCCAAGGCGGUUAUUGAACAAGGCAUCGGACUCCAAGACCUGUCUUGUUGAGAGAUCUGAACAAAGUGUUCCUUUAGUUGUACUUCCUCUCUCGUAUACCUUACUUUCCUUCCUUCCUUCCUUCCU
Eleginops maclovinus (Patagonian blennie) is the source of this 1461-nucleotide messenger RNA. RefSeq names its product abhydrolase domain containing 3, phospholipase (gene abhd3). Gene Ontology annotation, biological process: phosphatidylcholine metabolic process; medium-chain fatty acid biosynthetic process; medium-chain fatty acid catabolic process. The coding region runs from base 145 to 1386 and encodes 413 amino acids. The record is from RefSeq and is a predicted model, not a curated record. The transcript is spliced from 9 exons. Gene Ontology annotation, molecular function: glycerophospholipid phospholipase A1 activity; A2-type glycerophospholipase activity; acetylesterase activity. Lineage: Eukaryota; Metazoa; Chordata; Actinopteri; Perciformes; Eleginopidae.